Molecule: messenger RNA, 950 nt
Organism: Dermacentor albipictus
Lineage: Eukaryota; Metazoa; Arthropoda; Arachnida; Ixodida; Ixodidae
Product: kunitz-type serine protease inhibitor A-like
Biological process (GO): transforming growth factor beta receptor signaling pathway
Molecular function (GO): receptor antagonist activity; transforming growth factor beta binding; serine-type endopeptidase inhibitor activity
Source: RefSeq, a predicted model, not a curated record
GGACAAUAGAGACGAUGAGAUCUGCUGCGAUAGAACUACACAGACCGCUUUGAAUGUAUAUACGCAGCCAUGAAGCACCUAAGUAGCCAUUUGACGCUUCUCGUAUGCGUUGUCCACGCGCAUGCAGGAUUCAACUGUUUCAAAGAUUGCUAUAGGGAAAAACCUGUCCCCCACCCAACACCAAGCAUCUGUCUGAAACCACCGGUCCUCGGAUACUGCAAACCAUUGCUGAAUGCUUGGUACUUUGACUAUAAUAAAAAGGAGUGUGUGAAAGUUGAUCCUAGCCUCUGCGGUACUGGCAGAAACCUCUUCGGGACGUCAGAGCAAUGCAAAAAAACCUGUGAACGUCCUGUUGGACAAGCGCAGAUUAUCUGCUUGACACCACCGGUACUUGCCAGUGCUAGACCGCUGCUACAAUCUUGGUAUUUCGAAAUUGAAUGCGCUUGCUGCAAGAGAUUAAACUACACCUUAGGCGCCGCAAGCGUCAACAAAUUUUCGACUGAGACGAAGUGCCAGGAGGUUUGUAAACCAAAUCAUAAGCCGAAAGUGGUAUGCAGCCUGGUGCCAGAAUCUCAGUGGUGCUUCCUUACACCUAGACUGUUCAUGAGCUGGUACUUCGAUCCAACUAGAAACACCUGCGCUCGUUUCCCGAAAGCUCGUUGCGCCAAAAAUAGAAAUGGAUUUACAUCAUUGAAAAAGUGCAUGACGCGAUGCAGUUGCUUCAAGCCACCAAAGAUUUCGGAUGAGACUGAACAAGAGCGAUAAAAACGAGAAUAGGCGUGUUUGCUGCACUUCGUUAACGAUUCACUGAUAUGUGUUCAAGCACGUCAUCAGUGACUCUCGUUCAAGAAUAUAAAAGCCAUCACCUACCUGAAAAUAAUUACCAACGUAUAAAUUAUUUCAGUGACAAUGAUGAACUCGAUCAAGCAUAAUAAACUUGGUAUUUAGUG